UGUGUGGAGCGGGGGAGGGGGCGUUCCUCCUCACACUUGCGGAGGAUGGGGAAGGGUGUUUGGUGUUGCUAAGCAAAGGCUGCGACUUGGUCAGUGCGAGCUUGUGGUGACAUCUUGAUUAGGCCUUGGGGACAGAUGUAGAGCUGCCUGGGGUGAAAUGCCGAGACAGGCUGGGGUGGGAAUGGGUCAUAAAAGAACCUAGGUAAAGAGGGGUGCCCCGGCAGCAGAUGCCUCCACCUGGAACUGAGAUGCCAGGGGCCUCAGCCUCCUCCCCACAAUAGAGCUGGGGAUGGGCGUCUUUCUCUGCUCAAGUCCCCAGUCUUCCCUGCCAGCAGGCUAGCAUCCCGCCCCCUGGAGCCCAUGGUCAAGAAGGCAAAGCAGUUAGGACGAGGUCCCUUCAGAAAAGCGUGGAGGCUCUGGGACCCCACAGCUGGCUCCUCCCUCUCUUUGGAGGAAUGGAGGAAGGGCAGCAGGACCCGAGGGCUGGGCCCCCUCAACUGGGAAACACAUCUAGCUGGUGGGACACUGCUCCAGUUCCUUUCUCUCCUUCCUGCUUUUCUGCCCUUUACCCACCUCCUGGUUCCUCUGAUGUGAACCUCAUGAUUUGGCUUUGCCCUCCAGGGGGUUUGGAUUCAGCCAACCUAGGAUGACUUUGACCAAGAAAAUUUCUCAGAGACCUAAGGGCAACCCUAAUUCUCGGCUUUGAUAGUCUGGAAUUUCUCGGGAGUCCCAGGCAUUUGAAAUUCCCUCACUGGGUUUUCUGGGGCCGAGAGAGGAACUGCUGAACUUUCUAAAUCGGACUCUUGUUCUCUUCACCAUCCGGAUAAAACUCAAAAUCCCUGGAGCCCCCAAAGACUUUCUAACCCCUGAAAUUGAUUUAUUUCGGGUAUUAGUUCCAUAAAAGUCAACCUGAGCCUGUUUCGCCUCUUACCUGUAUCCUAGGGAGGGCAAUGGCAUCAAAGAGCCUCUUGAACUACAGGUGUGACCCUGGAAGUACCUGCUCCUCCUGUACCCAGGCCUUAAGAGGGAGAGCUGAAGAGAACGUUUUCCCCUUACUGUCCCUAAAUAUCCCUUUAAGGAUGUUUUCCCCAUAUAUCAAGCCCCAGGCCCCAAAAGGCAGCCUCAGCCCAGUAGGCUGGGACCAGCGAUGGAUUUCCAGCAACCUCACUCAUCCUUUUAGGGUUAAGGACUUAGCACCAGGCCCCGGAGCCCUGUUCUUCCCCCAUUACUAACAUCCAGUAAUUUAGGACAAGUCAGCCCUUUCAGCCCUUCCAACCUUAGCAAACCCUACUCAGUUAAAAGGACAUAUUUUAAAACUGGGUCUGAGUCUACAGGUCUCAACCCACAGCUCUGAGAUGCUCACUUGGUGAUAUGUGUGUGGUAUUGAUAGGGGGCAACAUUUUUUUUUUUUUUUUUUUUUAGAUAACCACGGCUCAUCUAAAGAGCCGCAGCUGGGGAACCUCGGUUUCAAGCCGUAAGGCUUCUUCGAUAGGUAGUGAAUGAAUGUCCUCAGGCUUUGAUGGGCUAGAGUGGGGGAAAUGGGACUUUUAGUAGAGGAGAUGAAUGGGAAAUGGUCCCAAAGUCCUGAGUGGUUGUUUUCUUCCCACUGACCAAAGCUGGAGAGGGAUCCCUCAGGAGGGUGUGUUCCGGAUUUCUUGCCUCAGGCCCAAGACUCCAACCAUUUUAUAAUGGAAUCUUUAUUUUGUGAAAGUAGCGGGGACUCAUCUCUGGAGAAGGAAUUCCUUGGGGCCCCAGUGGGGCCCUCAGUGAGCACCCCCAACAGCCAGCACUCUUCUCCCAGCCGCUCACUCAGUGCCAACUCCAUCAAGGUGGAGAUGUACAGUGAUGAGGAGUCGAGCAGACUGCUGGGGCCGGACGAGCGUCUCCUGGAGAAGGAUGACAGUGUGAUCGUGGAAGACUCCUUGUCGGAGCCCUUGGGCUACUGUGAUGGAAGCGGGCCGGAGCCUCACUCCCCGGGGGGCAUCCGCCUGCCCAAUGGCAAGCUCAAGUGUGACGUCUGCGGCAUGGUCUGCAUUGGACCCAAUGUGCUCAUGGUGCACAAGCGCAGCCACACGGGGGAAAGGCCCUUCCACUGCAACCAGUGCGGUGCCUCCUUCACCCAGAAGGGCAACCUGCUGCGUCACAUCAAGCUGCACUCCGGGGAGAAGCCCUUCAAGUGCCCCUUCUGCAACUAUGCCUGCCGCCGGCGAGACGCGCUCACUGGCCACCUCCGCACACACUCGGUCUCCUCCCCUACGGUGGGCAAGCCCUACAAGUGCAACUACUGCGGCCGGAGCUACAAACAGCAGAGCACCCUGGAGGAGCACAAGGAGCGGUGCCAUAACUACCUGCAGAGUCUCAGCACUGAAGCCCAAGCUCUGGCUGGCCAAUCAGGUGAUGAGAUACGGGACCUGGAGAUGGUGCCAGACUCCAUGCUGCACUCAUCCUCUGAGAGGCCAACUUUCAUUGACCGUUUGGCUAACAGCCUCACCAAACGCAAGCGUUCCACCCCCCAGAAGUUUGUAGGUGAGAAGCAGAUGCGCUUCAACCUCUCAGACCUCCCCUACGAUGUGAACUCGGGCGGCUACGAGAAGGACGUGGAGCUGGUGGCACACCACGGCCUGGAGCCUGGCUUCGGAGGUUCUCUGGCCUUUGUGGGGGCCGAACAUCUGCGUCCCCUCCGCCUCCCGCCCACCAAUUGCAUCUCAGAACUCACGCCCGUCAUCAGCUCUGUCUACACUCAAAUGCAGCCCCUCCCUGGCCGACUGGAGCUUCCGGGGUCCCGGGAAGCAGGUGAGGGGCCCGAGGAUCUAGCUGAUGGAGGUCCCCUCCUCUACCGGGCCCGAGGCCCCCUGACUGACCCUGGGGCCUCCCCCAGCAAUGGCUGCCAGGACUCCACAGAUACAGAGAGCAACCACGAAGAUCGAGUUGGGGGGGUGGUGUCACUCCCUCAGGGCCCCCCACCCCAGCCUCCUCCCACCAUUGUGGUGGGCCGGCCCAGUCCUGCCUACGCCAAAGAGGACCCCAAGCCACAGGAGGGGUUACUGCGGGGCACCCCAGGCCCCUCCAAGGAAGUGCUUCGGGUGGUGGGUGAGAGUGGUGAGCCGGUGAAGGCCUUCAAGUGCGAGCACUGCCGCAUCCUCUUCCUGGACCAUGUCAUGUUCACUAUCCACAUGGGCUGCCACGGCUUCCGAGACCCUUUCGAGUGCAACAUCUGUGGUUACCACAGCCAGGACCGGUACGAGUUCUCUUCCCACAUUGUUCGGGGGGAGCACAAGGUGGGCUAGCAACCUCCUGCCCCACCGCAGUCCACCACUCCACUGCCCUGCCUGCAGGAGGCUAGCCCUGCCCCCACCAUGUCCCUAGCAGUUGGGUUGUGUAGCCCCCACCACUGGCUACCUGACUUCACCCUUGACCCUGACCCGUCCUCACCCGUGCCCCUCCUCCCCCCGACUGAUCUAAGCGUUGUGAUGAAACAGGUCUUUUGCUUAUCUUUCUCCUUUUUCUCUUCUCCUUUCAUCCCACCAUACUCACUGAGUUAUUUAUUAAUAUAAUUUGUUGAGUUUUCUUUUGCUUCUUUUUUUUUAACUUAUAUCGCUUACCACACCCCCACCUUCCUGCCCAGUCCCCUUCCACUUUAGGCCUAAUUUUUCUCUUUGCGCUUUCUCCAGCAGCCCCAGGAGUAGGAAGCUCCUCUUAGUGCUAAGAGGCCUUGGGCUUCCUGAUUUAGGUCCUCAUCUUUUGCCGUAUCUGAUUCUUCCGUUUUGAUGCUGAUCGCUCUCUCUAUUCCUACCUUAGCUCUGUGGCAUUACCUCUGCUCUCUGGGACCCUUCAACCUGGUACUCCAUACCUCUUGUGCCCUCUCACCUUAGGCAGCUUGCACAACUCCUGAUCAAAUGAAGAAAUCCCUCAUUUGGAAGUAGGAGAGGCUGAAGAAAUUCUCCCCAGGCACCCUGGGACUGAGGGUCCUCUUGACAUCCCACUAGGAAUUAGAGUUCCCCAAAGCCCACAUUCGGGAUCUGCCUCUCCAAUGUGAUCUCUCUCUUCUCUCCUCGAACAACCCCCAACACUGCUUACUCUCUUCAAACUGCCCGUCUACUCAGUGGUGGUUUUUCUCUCCUUGGAAUGCCCCGACUUUAUAUUCUCAGGGGCCAAGGCUAGGUCAGCAAUCCUCUGUCUCUGACACGUGUGGAGCCACAGGUGCCUAACUGGGAACCAGGGAAGGGAAUGGGUCAAAAUUCCUCUCUUUCUCUCCCACCUCUCAAACUUCCUCACUCUAGUGACCUACUUGGGCUCUCAGGGGCUCCUAGGUCCCUGUCCUGUGAGAAACUGGUGGGUUGCUGCCUGAUAACAAGGGGGUAUCCUCAGCCCCCAAGUCAUGCUGCCUUCUUCCCCCUAGCAGGAUUCACCCUCUCAUCCCCGGACUCCUGGGCCCUGUUCUUAGGAUCAGUGGCAGGGAGAAAAGGAUGUCUCUUUUCUCUCUCCUAACUCUCAGUAUAACCAAAAAUUAUCCCCAGGAUGAGCAAGGGCAUAGGCCCCUCUCCCCAUUCCACUCUUGUGCCAGCAAGAAUGGGAUGGACACAACUGAGCUGGGAGAGUCAUCCUUUACUACCCCCUCUACACUCAGCUCCCAGAUGUAGGGCAGGAGGGGGCACUCUCCUGGCUGCUGCAGAGACUCCUGGCUAUUUGGGUAACCUAGAUAGUGAGACGGGGGCAGGAGGAGAUAGCCAAGUGGAGGUCUCUUUCGACAAGAGUUCCCUGCCCAAGGCCACAGCCAUCCCAUUCUCUGCUUCCUUGAGAUUCAAACCAAAGCCUGUUUUUCUAUAUUUAAAGAUUAAAAAGUAAAAACCAAACAGAACACCUCACAAGUUGUAACACUUGGUCCUUUCUCUCUCUCUCUCUCUCUCUCUCUCCCCCCACUUUUCUCUCCCCUUCCAUUUUUCUUUCCACAUGUCCUUUCCUUAUUGGCUCUUUUGCCUCCUACUUUUCUCACUCCCUAUCAGGGAUAAUUCAGGGGGAUGGUAAAGGGUUGGCUAAGGAACAGACCCUGGGAUUGGGGCUCUUAAGGGCUCUAAGAGAGUCUACCUUAUCCUAUUAUGGGAAGGGAGACCCUAAAAACUUCUUUCUCCUCUUCUCCCCCACUAUGUGGUCUCCCCAAGAGAACCAGAUUGUCAGGGAGGGACACUGUGGGUUGAUUGUUUCUCCUUGACAAUGUAGCAAUAAACAGAUGCUGCCAAGGGCAGGGGAUCAGGGAGCCACUUGGGAGGCGAGUGGUCUCUGGAGAAGGGGAGAGUCUUCUUGAGAGCACCCCCAGGGAACUGGCUCCUUGUUUCGGAAUGGCAGCAGAGUUGAGAUUCAUAUCUGGGGUUCCCCUCAAUUCUCCUGGUUAUCGAGCCCCUUCCUAUUAGACCUGCCCUCACCACCUCUUCUGCGUCUGCUGUGUAUUUGGUGAUACCUCAUAAGGACUAGUCCCUUCUGGGGUAUCAGAGCCUUGGGGUGCCUCAUCCCCUCCCUGUCAGUUUUGGCACCUGUAACCUCCUGGAACAUGAAGGACUAUGCUCUGAGGCCAUACUCUGAGCCCAUGAGAGCAGAGACUGGAAGGGCAAGACCAGGUGCUAAGGAGGGGAGAGAAGGGCACUCUGUCUCUCUCCAGACCAUCACUGCACUUUAACCAGGGUCUUAGGUACAAAAUCCUACUUUCCAGAGCCUUCCAGCUCUGGAACCUCAAACAUCCUCAUGCUCUCUCCCAGCUCCUUUUGCAUAAAAAAAAAAAAAAAAAGUAAGAAAAAACACACAUUGAAACCCACAUGGAGAAAAGAGGUGUUUUCCUUUUAUAUUGAUAUUUAAAAUCAACACCACACAAAAAAAUUUCUAAAUAGACACUUUUCCAGACCUUUGUUUUUUCGUGUCAGUGUCCAAGCUGCGGAUGCGAUUUUGUAAUACUUCUGGCAGCUUCUUUCCUUGUGUACAUAAUAUAUAUAUAAUAUAUAUUUUUAAUCAGAAGUUAUGAGAACAAAAGAAAAAAUAAAACACAGAAGUAAGUGCAAUACCACCUCUCUUCUCUCUCUCCCAGGGUUUCAUUUGUAGCCUAUGCUUGGUGUCUCCUUGGAUCUUACCCCUUCACCUCCUCCUCUUCCUCUGGGGCCCCCUCCCUCCUUUUUUUUUUUUUUAAAGAGUUUUUCUCCUUUCUCAAGAGGAGUUAAACUAGCUUUUGAGACUUAUUGCAAAGCAUUUUGUAUAUGUAAUAUAUUGUAAGUAAAUAUUUGUGUAACGGAGAUAUACUACUGUAAGUUUUGUACUGUACUGGCUGAAGGUCUGUUAUAAAUAAACAUGAGUAAUUUAACACCC
This is a messenger RNA of Bubalus bubalis (water buffalo), 6348 nucleotides long. RefSeq names its product IKAROS family zinc finger 4 (gene IKZF4). The record is from RefSeq and is a predicted model, not a curated record. Gene Ontology annotation, molecular function: DNA-binding transcription factor activity; RNA polymerase II cis-regulatory region sequence-specific DNA binding. The transcript is spliced from 7 exons. Bases 1689 to 3287 code for a protein of 532 amino acids. NCBI's taxonomy places the organism in Eukaryota, Metazoa, Chordata, Mammalia, Artiodactyla, Bovidae. Gene Ontology annotation, biological process: regulation of transcription by RNA polymerase II.